Messenger RNA from Rosa chinensis, 599 nucleotides. RefSeq names its product 30S ribosomal protein S31, mitochondrial. Gene Ontology annotation, biological process: plastid translation. Gene Ontology annotation, cellular component: ribosome; plastid. The coding region runs from base 150 to 434 and encodes 94 amino acids. The transcript has a single exon. NCBI's taxonomy places the organism in Eukaryota, Viridiplantae, Streptophyta, Magnoliopsida, Rosales, Rosaceae. The record is from RefSeq and is a predicted model, not a curated record.
GAGAAGGAAUGAAAAUUUAUGGGUGUCCAUUUCUAACAAUGGAAAACCCGAUGACCCGACCCAUGAGUUAGCUCUAUAUAUACGAUGCCUUCACCCUUCUCAGCUUUGCUUGUCUAAUUUUGAUACAGUGCAAAGCAGGAAGAGGAGAAAUGGCGAUGGUGCAGUGGUGCGGCGCAGCGGCGAGGCGAGUGUUGGUGAGGGAGCACCGCGCCCUCUUCACGACCUCGUCAUCGUCGACGUCAUCAGCUCAAAGCAGUGGAAUCGGGGCUCCGAUGCUGUGCGGGCGAGGGGACAAGAAGACGAAGAAGGGGAAGCGGUUCAAAGGGUCGUACGGGAACGCUAGGCCGAAGAAGGAGAAGAUGAUCGAGCGCAUCAAGGACAAGGUUGAGGUUCCCAGGUCCACUCCUUGGCCUCUCCCUUUCAAGCUCAUUUGAAUUCCUCUCUUUCUCUUUCUUAGGGUUUUAGCUUCUUUUUAUAUAUGCAAUAGUUGAACUUUUUGUGCCUUGUUAUCGAAAUGAGAAUGUGUACAUUUCUUUGUAUGAAUGCUGCUUUGUGCUUUUUCUUUUAAUAUAAUUUUGAUUAGUUUUCUGGUCUGGUUA